GCGUAGCGGUGUGGUUUCUGAGGAGCGCUCAGACGCUUCACUCAAACCCGUUUCAAACAGGAUGUAGCGACUGACACAAAGCAGACCACGGAAAGACAAGGUUCAACUCUGCGAGAUGACAAACAGCAGGGAGGCAGAAAUGAGCGCCACAGCGGAGGAGAAGCAGACAGAAGGAGUACCGAUGAGGCAGCUCACCGCCAGCAGGUCUUGACGGCUGCUCCCGCUGACCUGAGACGCCCAGCGCCGCCGCAGCUCCGCGCGGUGCACACACGCUGAAAACACAACAUAGCCGAAAUACUGCACAUCGCAUCGGUGAACCUUUAAACCGAUAAUGGCGAGCCAGAGUGACUGCUGUGUGAAGGUUGCUUUGAGGAUUCGUCCUCAGAUGGCAAAGGAGAAGAUCGAGGGCUGCCAUGUGUGCACGCUGGUUACGCCUGGAGAACCACAAGUCCUCCUGGGUAAAGAUAAGGCCUUCACCUACGACUUUGUGCUCGACAUUGACUCAGAGCAGCAGCAGAUCUACCAGGCCUGUGUGUACAAGCUCAUUGAGGGCUGCUUCGAGGGCUACAAUGCCACUGUGUUCGCUUAUGGCCAGACGGGUUCGGGGAAGACCUACACCAUGGGGACGGGCUUCGAUGUGAGCCUAGGCCAGAAGGAGCAGGGCAUCAUCUCGCGGGCCGUUCACCAUCUGUUUGAGGGAAUCAAGAUCCGGAGACAGCACGCACAGGAGGCCGGCAGCCAGCCGCCAGAGUUUAAAGUCAGCGCCCAGUUCCUAGAGUUGUACAAUGAAGAGGUGCUGGACCUGUUUGACGGAGCCAGAGAUCCAGAUAGUCGGAACAGGAAGUCCACCAUUAAGAUCCAUGAAGACGCCAGUGGCAGCAUAUACACCAGCGGAGUCACUUCCAGACUGGUGCACUCAGAGGAGGAGCUGCUGCAAUGCCUGAAGCUCGGUGCUCUGUCCCGCACCACGGCCAGCACCCAGAUGAACGCCACAAGCUCUCGCUCGCACGCCAUCUUCACCAUCCACCUCUGUCAGAUGAGAGAGUGUCCGCAGGAUCAAAUGAAGAAUGGAGGAGGAGAGAACGGGGAGUUGAAUGGGGAGUUGAACGGGGAGUUGAACGGCGUGGACUCCGGCCCCAUUGCUCAGCCGGAGUUUGAGACUCUGAUGGCCAAAUUCCACUUUGUUGACCUGGCUGGCUCUGAGAGGCUGAAACGCACAGGGGCGACGGGAGAGAGAGCCCGCGAGGGAAUCUCUAUUAACUGUGGACUGCUGGCCCUGGGAAAUGUGAUCAGUGCUUUAGGAGACCAGACUAAGAAGGGGGGACACGUCCCUUACCGAGACUCCAAACUCACUCGUCUGCUACAGGACUCACUCGGCGGCAACAGUCGCACAUUGAUGAUCGCGUGCGUCAGUCCGUCAGACCGGGACUUCAUGGAGACACUGAACACACUGAAAUACGCCAACCGUGCACGAAACAUCAAGAACAAGGUGGUGGUGAACCAGGACAAGACCAGCCAGCAGAUCAGCGCCCUGCGCGCAGAGAUCGCCCGGCUGCAGAUAGAGCUGAUGGAGUACAAAGCGGGGAAGCGUGUAGCAGGUGAGGAUGGAUCAGAAGGCUACAGCGACAUGUGUCAGGAGAACGCCAUGCUGCAGAGAGAGAGCGACACGCUGCGCCUCAGGGUAAAGGCCAUGCAGGAGACCAUCGACCAUCUCAACACCCGUGUAACACAUCUGCUGGCCAAUGAGGUCAGCACUCUGCUGACCAAGUCAAGUGAGGGCAAUGAGGAGAUCGGGGCUCUCAUCCAGAAAUACAUCCGAGAGGUUGAAGAACUUAGAACCAAGCUUCUUGAGAGCGAGGCCAUGAACGAGUCGUUACGACGGCAUGCAACCCGACUUGCCACACGCUCCCCGUUCCCUUCCUCCUCUCACAGCCCCGCCCCCGGUCACCUGCCUGGCUCCUCCCCUGCUCCCUUGUCCAUGGAGGCCGAGUUAACAGACGUGUUAAGACGGGCCAAAAUGGACAUUGAGAGGUUGAAGAAGAAAGAGAGGAAGCAGAGGAGAAUGAGUCCCGAGUUGGAGAAAGGUAUGAAGAAACGCGUCAAACUGCACACUCACGAGAAUGGAGAGAACGGGCAGAGCGGUCAUAACGGACAAAACGGACAAAAUGGAGAGAUCGAUUCUGAUGACAAUUACGUCGAGGAUGUCAUGUCUCCACUGCAGGAGGAGAGUGGGUGUGAAGAUGAGGGGGAGGAUGAAGAGGAAGGCAGGGAGGAGGAGAACGGGUUUGACAGUGACGAGAGCCUGGUGGAUUCAGACUCAGACUCUGAAGAGAAAGCCAACUUCCAGGCGGACCUGGCGGAUCUGACCUGCGAGAUCGAGAUCAAACAGAAGCUGAUAGACGAGCUGGAGAACAGCCAGCGGAGGCUGCUGAUGCUGAAGCUGCAGUACGAGGAGAAGCUCAUCCUCCUCCAGAACAAGAUCCGAGACACUCAGCAGGAGAGGGACCGCGUACUGCAGAAUCUCAUGUCCAUGGAGAACUUCACAGAGGAGAAGGCCAACCGGGUCAAGCAGGACUAUGAAAAACGUCUUAAGGAGAUGAACCGAGACCUGCUGAAGCUACAGGUGGCACAGAAAGAGCAUGCUCGUCUCCUGAAAAACCAGAGCAGGUACGAACGGGAGCUGAAGAAACUCCAAACAGAGGUCAACGACAUGAAGAAAGCCAAGGUGACGCUGAUGAAGCAGAUGAAGGAGGAGCAGCAGAGGAGGAGGAUGGUGGAGGCAAAGAGAAACCGUGAGAUCGCCCAACUCAAGAAGGAGCAGCGCAGACAAGAGUACCAGAUCCGAGCGCUGGAGUCUCAGAAGCGGCAGCAGGAGCAGGUGCUGCGCAGGAAGACUCAGGAGGUGACCGCCCUGCGUCGCAUGGCCAAACCAAUGUCAGACCGUGUGGCCGGGCGUGUGGCCCGCUGGAACCAGUCUCAAAUAACGGACUCAGGAGCUGAGUUGUCGGCCAGCACUACAGCAAGCAGCUCUGAGCAUGAGACUGGGAGGUCUGUGAGCGGGAUGGUCAGACAGUGGAACAGCAAAAACAGCGUGAUUGGAUAUCUGGCUGAGAGUGAGGGCAGCAUAGACGGAACCAGAGUCAUUGGCAGCAGGAAGAAGUUGCAGCGUAAGCCAGCAGGCCUGGGCAGUGCUGCAACGGCGGGCAGAGUAAGCAGCUUCUCCAAGUCUGCCAGGCAAAAGUGGCAAACACUGGAGCGUCGCAUUAUUGACAUCGUCAUGCAGAGAAUGACCAUUUCUAACGUGGAAGCUGACAUGGAUCGGCUAAUCAAGAAGCGGGAGGAGCUGACGGUCCAGCAGGAAUCGCUCUCACAUAAGAGGGAGGUACUGAUGGCCGAUGGCGAGGGUCCAGAGGCAGAGGACCGUCUCCUUCUGGAAAUUAACGAAGACAUCGAGGUGCUGAACGCCAACAUAGACUACAUCAAUGACAGCCUGUCUGACUGCCAGGCCACCAUCGUGCAGAUAGAAGAGACAAAGGAUGAGCUGGACUCGGUGGACACCUCAGUGGUGAUCAGCUCUUGCUCUCUGGCUGAAGCGCGCAACCUGCUGGAUCACUUCCUGAAGGCUUCCAUAGAUAAAAGUUUGCAGGUGGCUCAGAAGGAGGCUCAGAUCCGGCUGCUGGAGGGUCAGCUGAGGCAAACAGAUGUUAUUGGCUCGUCUCACAAUCACAUAAUCCUCGAUGCCCUGAGAGAAAAGGCAGAAUACAUCCCUGAACUCCAGGCUCUAAUUGCCAAUGUACAGCUGGAAAAUGGUUAUGCGAGCACUGACGAGGAGCCGUCUGAAUUCAGCCAAGCGUCUGACAUCAGUGUAUCUCGAAUGAAAGAAUCCAACAGCCAAGAUGAUAUCAAAAUAAAGAUGGAGCCUCGUCUGUCAGUUCAGAUGAAGGCGGUCUCUGCGGAGUACUUGGGGCCAAUCCUGGACCCCUCAUCGAGCAGCAAGCAUCAGUUCAUUACCAAAUCUCUGGCCUCGCUGACAGACAUUCAAGAAGACGGCCUGAGCCUCGGGUCAGCAAGUCUGGGUCUCAGCCUCGCCCUAAGAGACCCCUACCACAGGGAACGGGCGACCCGCACAAACAGCCUACCUGUCAGGGGACACACCUUUCCCAGGCAGUCUCGUGGUUAUGACACUUCCCCUCUAACAAGGAGGAAAUCUUACGACCGCUCGUACAGGCCCACUGAUGGCUACACUCCCCCCUCCUCCCCUCCUCUGAGGUCCAGGAACGACCGCAAUGUCUUCUCCCGGCUCACCAGCAACCAGACCCAAGGUUCUGCUCUGGACAAGUCGGAUGACAGCGACUCCUCGCUCUCCGAGGUGCUCAGGGGUGUGAUCAAUCCCAUUGGGGGUGUUAAGGGGGGUCGGACGGCCCCCCUGCAGUGUGUUUCUGUAGCCGAGGGCCAUUCAAAGCCGGUCCUGUGUGUGGAUGCUACCGAUGAGCUGCUAUUCACUGGAUCUAAAGAUCGCACCUGUAAGAUGUGGAACCUGGUAACCGGUCAAGAGAUCGUCACCCUCAAAGGCCACCCAAACAACGUAGUGUCCAUCAAAUAUAGUCCCUCCUCCUGUUUGGUCUUCUCCGUCUCCACCUCCUACAUCAAGGUGUGGGACAUCCGAGACUCAGCCAAGUGUGUUCGCACGUUCACUUCGUCUGGGCAGGUGGUCUCAGGUGAUGCAUGUGCGGGCACCACCACCCGUACGAUAACCUUUGCACAGGGCGAGUGUCAGAUCAACCAGAUUGCCCUGAACCCGUCAGGAUCUGUACUUUACGCUGCUGCUGGGAACAUUGUUCGCAUGUGGGACCUCAACAGGAUGCAAGGGAUGGGGAAGCUGAUGGGCCACAUCGGCUCUGUCAUUUGUCUGACAGUGGGACAGUCCCUAAUGGGCAAAGAUCAAGUAAUCACUGGCUCCAAGGACCAUUAUGUUAAGGUGUUUGACGUGGCAGAGGGAACUAUGGGUAAUAUAGGUCCAGCUCAUAACUUUGAGCCUCCCCAUUAUGACGGCAUCGAGUGUUUGGCUAUACAGGGAGAUGUGCUGUUCAGUGGGUCCAGAGACAACGGCAUCAAGAAAUGGGAUCUGGGAGAACAGGAACUCACUCAGCAAAUCCCCAACGCCCAUAAGGACUGGGUCUGCGCUCUGGCUUAUGUCCCGGGUCGGCCCAUGCUGCUCAGUGCCUGUCGGGGGGGCAUGUUGAAGGUGUGGAACGUAGACAACUUCACCCCCAUAGGAGAGAUCAAAGGUCACGACAGCCCCAUUAACGCCAUAUGUACCAACUCGAGACAGAUCUUCACUGCGUCCAGUGACAGGACAGUGAAGAUCUGGUCGUCAAAGGUGUGGAGGAAGAGGUGACAGCCUAAAGUGGUUCCUUUGUCGGCCAUCUUGCUGCAACUUCAGCCACUGAUCUGUGACCUGCUCAUUGAGCUGUGAAGCUGAAAACACCAUUUCCAAGGCAAUCAAGGUUUUUUUGUUCCUUGUCAAGGUGCAAAUUGACUGAGACAGAAGAUUAAUUCAAUGGCAUAACAGUAUUUGCCUUCCAGAUUGUGAAAGUGCCAUUCAGGUGUGAUGCUACUUGGGCAAUAAAAACUCAGAAAGUUUCAUUUCUCUCUCCUGAAAAGAAAACAACCACAGCCUGUUAUUGAAAAGAGAAGAAAAAAGAGCCCUUCUGUCCUCUCACCAAGGUCUCAGAGUCCUCGAGGAACAGUGAUACAUGAAUUUGCUGAAAGAUAUGGGAUUUUGUCUGAAAGUCAUAGAACGGACCGCAUAAAAAUCGUCAAAUAACAAUUGGGACACAUUUUCCUGCUUUCCUCCAUUCAAGACUGUUAGUGUUAUAACUGUUCUGAUACUUUACUCACUGGAGAGUCAUGUUUCAGAUCUUGAAUAACUGGAAAAUCACAUAAAAACACCACUGGAUGUUAUGUUUUGAAAACCGGGCACACCCUCAAGGCGCUCUCAGUAUGUCACUGAAACGUUGCUGUGUCUUGUUCAUAUUUUUAAUGACUUUUACUAAUUUAUUAUUUUCCCUUCCUCAGCUGUUGAGGUUGGAUGGAACAUUUUUACGGGUCUCUGUACAAACACCUGGUGCUUGACAUUUUGAAGUUUUUAUUUUAUGCCUGGCUCUUCAUCCGUUUCGAUGUGUCCUCUGUGGCCUCCCUGGCUAUAAGACUGUCUAACUGCUGACCCUGCAAACAGGAAAGCACACCUCCAGUAGCACAACUAAGAUAACACUGGCCCUGGAGGAUCCCACCGGAUUGUAAUAUCUGCUAUACCAAGAGCUAACUUCGGCAAAAAUAAAAAUCCUCCCUGCAGAUGCACAUGACACAGACAACCCAUACCUACAGCACACACUCCGAAGACAUGAGGCCAAAGUGCCAGAUCAUUAUCUCGACCAUCGUACAGUAUGUGUCCCUUACCUGCCAUUAAUCCUCCACACAAAUGGUUAUAGGAACCCCAUUAGCUCCCCCCUGCCUGCUUUCUCCUCUGCUCUGAUGUUUGAGGUUAGUGACUGUAUCAGACUGACCAGCCUUACUGAAGAGUGCACCUCUUUCCCAGCUACUGAACCUCUCUGGGAACUCAAUUUAAUUAGAGGUCUAGCAACUCUACCGACUGCUUUUCAGGCAAGAUUACUUAGGGGAAAGUAGGUCAUAACCGAGAGGGAUUUCUUUUUAAAUCCCAAUUUUAUUCCACCCACACUUUGCUGCUACAUACUAUAUAAGGUAAAGGAAAACACGUCCUGUUCUGGUGCACUGAAAUAUGUUUAUGUCGCAGAUUAUGUGUGUGCACACAUAUGCACAAACUGAUGACACACAAACACAUGAGUUCAGUGGAUGUUUCGGUUAUCCAUCUUGUCUGAUGGGUCUUGGCGUCACUCACUGUGAUGAUUAAGUGUCUCUCUAAUGAAACAGAUUCAGCAAUGCAGACACCAACAUGCUCAUACAUACACAGUCUAACAGGCUCAUCUAACAGUGAUUCAAUUAUGUUUUUGUUCUGAUUACAGAAAAUUGCAUCUGCAUAACUUUCAGUUAAUGACUUAAGCCUUUUUUUGUAUACGUUCAAAAUGACAUGCAGAAUUGAAAAGCUUCUUGUCCUAUGGCUUGAUAAAUCCCAAUGUAUGUCUUUUAGUAAAAUGGCAAAGCACAGUUGAUCUUACUCCUUCUGUUGAAAAACAUAUUUUUCAUUUAGCCAAUUAGUGCACUUUUUUUUUUUUCAUAGACCCAGAAAUAUAAACUGCCCGGCCAAAAAAAAGGUCACAAGCCUGUGGGGGACAGUGCUAUGAUCUGGGGUUGGUUAUGUGCCCAAAGAAUGAGGUCAGCAGACUACCUGGAUAUACUGAAUGACCAGGUUAUUCCAUCAAUGGGUUUUUUCUUCCCUGAUGGCACGGCAUGUUCCAAGAUGACAAUGCCAGGAUCCAUCGGGCUCAAAUUGUGAAAGAGUAGUUCAGGGAGCAUGAGACAUCAUUUUCACACAUGGAUUGGCCACCACAGAGUCCAGACCUGAACCCGAUUGAGAAUCUUUGGGAUGUGCUAGAGAAGAGUUUGAGCAGUGGUCCGAAUCUCCCGUCAUCAGUUCAAGAUAAAAAAAUAAUUAAUGCAACUCUGGACAGAAAUAAAUGUUGUGACAUUGCAGAAGCUUGUGGAAACGAUGCCACAGCGAAUGCGUGCCGUAAUCAAAGCUAAAAGCGGUCCAACGAAUAUUAGAGUGUGACCUUUUUUUGGGCCGGGCAGUGUAUGUUAUCUAAUUAAAAAAAGCUUCAACAUCAGUUUGAAGCUGCUUUCCUUUUCCUAAAAGCAAUGACUUGGGUUUUGUUUUAAUAUUGUGGUAAGGGCGGGGUUAGUGAAGUGAAUGGAAAUGUUUGGAUGGGGGUGAUUUGGUGAAUCCUUCCUGGAAUUAUUGUUUUGCCAUGUUUAGAAACUCAGGUAAAGGUUGAAGGAUAAUUUUGGCCAUAUUUUAGUCAGUACUUGACCCUGUGAAUUAAGGUAGCUUUCUGAAUUGACCAAAUGCCUUGUUUGAGAGAUUUAGUUUUUUUUUAAUGGUACUAUCAUGUAUAACCCCCUUUUUGUUACGAGAGUAACUUCAAUAUUUAGCUUUUACAUUUAAUUCCCUUUACUUGUUAUAUAUGUACGCUGCUUUUUUCGUACAGAAUGUACGCAAAUUAAACAACAUCUUCCAAAUCUGGCCAAAGCUGAACGACUUGCAACUCUGAGAGGAUGUGCACUGAAUUUUUUCACUUUAAGUACUUGUGUAAAGUAUUUCAAGAAUAACUGUAUAAUGGUUAAACUGGAGAGGAGAGAUACAAAGAGUUGUUUGUAGGGAAAUUAACCUCGACAUAAUGGGUUAUAUUCUUUGACCUCUUGUCCGACUCCACUGGGCCCCUCGCUGUACAUUAUGUAUUUAUCUGUGCUCAUUAGCCAAACUGACCUUGCUCACAGAGCUCUGUGGUGUUUUUUUAAUGCGAUAACAAUUCUCAGACAGCCUUUAUCUCUUUGUUUUUUCUGGACCGAAGUUUUCGUAGUACUGUAGAUUUAGGUACUGUCCUCAUCCUUUGCUUGUACAUUUACUUAAAAAAAUGCAUGAUGUUGGUGCUGCUCAUUUGUGGAUUGGUCACCUUUAAAACAUUAAUUUCCUGUGCUGUUGUCAAUCUUGAUGUUCACCUGAUUGGAUUUUAUAUCAAAAUCUUUGAAGAAUUGGCCAUUUGUUUGGAUUCUGAAGUGUGCUUCACAAAAAAAUACGAGAUGGUCUUUGAUCAGCCCCACCCAAAGUUACCCUGACGUCUGAGUCUUGUAUUCUGCAGAUGUCAGCACCACUUCAUUACUUGAUGAUGUGUAAAUAGGUGUGUCAUACCUUUUUUUUUAUAUUGCAGAGGAGAUUUAGUGGAGGUUAACUGACGUCUUCCUCAUCAGCUGACCUCAGAGUAAUCUCUGCAAGUUAGGAUUUACAUGCACUUUGGAUAAUGAACACUGCUGUGAAUACUCUGUUAACUGUUUUCCAGACAUGUAUUAAACCUUUUAGACUUAGUUUACAAAGAUGAGGUUUAUGUGGUCAAAACAAGGCUUAAAGCACUGUAAUUGUGCAGAAAAGAUCACAUCUUUUUAGCUAGGUUUAGAAACCAAAUAUAUAAAUGUUUGUGCUCAUACAGUAUGUAAGAUGACCGUCAAGAAGUAGAAAGGCAGUCCUCAUUAUGUCCCUGCCUUUAGCGUCCCUUUUUAUAGCAUACCUGAGAAUGAGAAUUUUUCUCUUUGACAGAGCAGCAUGCACCACUUUUGUAGAAGCUCAGGAGAACCCCAUUGCCCUCCUUAUUUCCCUGGCUGUUUGCUGUAAUUUGGACAUUUUUCUUAAUAAUACUGACCACAAACAGGCCAUGUUACUCUAUGAAAGAUAUAAUCAUAGACACCGGGUGACAACAUCUAACCAUAAUCUAUUUCUAUUGCAAAAAUAGACUGAGGAAAAAUCUAGCUGAUGAAAUGUCCUUUUAGAAAAGGAUAUUAUCACACAAAUGUACCAUUGAGCAUGUGGUAUUGUUUGAUCAAUACCUCUCAACGACUUUAAAUUGGUACACCAGCUGGUGACAGUGUUUUGAGCAAAAGAAAAUUCAUUGUGGUUUACUGGAUCCCCUAUUAUCAUCUAGCUCAAAUUAAAUAGCUUUAAAGCCACUAUAAUUCAAUGUUUCUGUGAACCCAAUUGGACCAUUUGCUAAGCCCUGCCCCCGAUUUACUGUUUUAACGACUGAUUAACCCAACCAAAGAAAAUCAUUUUGAAAAAGAAUGAUGAGUUUGCCAAUCGUAUUCUUUCGACUUCAGGUUUGGCACUUAUUGUUUUUAAAAGAACCCCUUUGAAAGUAUUUUAUACAAAUUAUGACCAUAUUAGAGUCCUAUUAACAAUGUUUCAGUAUGGUGAAAUCAAAAGGUCCACUGUGCAUAGACACGGUUGCUUAGCUAUGAUUGGAUAAUAGCUUCUCACAGGCACGGAUUAGCAAAGGGUCAGUUGGCUUAAAGCAAAACAAAGACAAAUUUAACAGGAAAACUAACAGAAAUCAAUGUGGCUGUAGGCAGACUGGCUUGUAUGAGACCUGGGACCACAGGACAGAUAGAGGAAAGCUGCCAUUAAACUGAUUGUGGGAUUACCACCUGUAGCAUUUUCAGCCCAGCCCUACCUUCUUAUGACCUCGAGGAAAUGACAUCAAAGUAGUCAACUCAACUUCAGCCUUGUGCCUCAGCAAACAGGCCUUACUGCCUUAAAGAAACAGAAUGUGUAUGUAGGACAUUGAUAAUCAUUCAUUUAAUAUCCUGAAUCUGUAAUAGACUUAUUCUGAAGAUUGUAGAUUGUCCUACAGAUUGUGGACCUCUGUUCUUAGUCAGAUAACAACACAGCUCACUUUAUCAGUAUGGCUGAAGAGACUUUCAACUUUGCCUUGAGCUGCAAAGGGGAUGGAAUCGCAUUUCAACACAAUCAAGAGGGCACUUUGCUGCUUGGCGGCAAAUCGCUAUCACGCAUCAACACGCAGCUGCUCAAGUCAUUGUCCCCAGGCGUGUGUUGUCAUAUCGAGCUCACAUAUGGUAACACAUAUGUGGCCGUGUUUGUAAAACAUCUACUCAUGGGACAUAAAUGCAGGGUCAAAGGUCAUUUGUGCCUUUUAUUGCACAGAUAACUCCCUCUUAAAUGAGUGUAAAUGUGUGUACAGUUUUUUUUUUUUAUGACUAUGUGCAUGUGACCAAGCCAUGUAAAAUAAUAACUGUAAAUAAUGUAAGUAAAUAUUUAAUGAAGGAUCCAACAUUCCCUCAAGAAAAUAAAUAAGUUAAAAACAA
This is a messenger RNA of Eleginops maclovinus (Patagonian blennie), 10848 nucleotides long. RefSeq names its product kinesin family member 21B (gene kif21b). Gene Ontology annotation, biological process: microtubule-based movement; spindle elongation; mitotic spindle organization. Gene Ontology annotation, cellular component: microtubule associated complex. Gene Ontology annotation, molecular function: ATP binding; microtubule binding; microtubule motor activity. The record is from RefSeq and is a predicted model, not a curated record. NCBI's taxonomy places the organism in Eukaryota, Metazoa, Chordata, Actinopteri, Perciformes, Eleginopidae.